This is a messenger RNA of Dreissena polymorpha, 573 nucleotides long. RefSeq lists its product as uncharacterized. Lineage: Eukaryota; Metazoa; Mollusca; Bivalvia; Myida; Dreissenidae. The record is from RefSeq and is a predicted model, not a curated record. The transcript is spliced from 3 exons. The coding region runs from base 1 to 573 and encodes 190 amino acids.
AUGUUUGAUGAGAUUCUCGCACGAGUGGGCCAAAGGAUAACGAAACAGCGCAACAACUACAGACUUCCAUUUGAACCAGGGAUGAAGCUAUCAAUUGCGCUGCGGCAUCUUGUGCCUGGUUCAAAGUACCGUGAUAUGCGAUUCGGCUGGAGGGUCUGUAGAGCAGUCAUAGAUGAGUAUGCUGACGAGGUGAUGCCGUUGCCAACAACAGCUGCCGAUUGCACGCGAAUAGCGGACGGCUUCAGGGACAGCUGGAAUAUCCCCCAUACUCUUGGUGCUAAUGAUGGCGAACAUAUUGCCUGCAAAUGUCCACCAAGAUCCGGGUCUACGUAUUUUAACUACAAGAAGUACUUAACCGUUGUCCUGCUAGCCCUGAAGGAUUUUGACUACAAGUUCGUCUGGGCUGACAUUGGAGGCCGUGUUGCUGCAUCAGAUGCACAGUUGUGGAACGAGUCCGACCUGAAGGCAGCAGCUGAGAACGGAGACCUUAACCUGCCAGAACCUGAAGUUUUGCCACAUGAUUCUGAGGAUGUGCCCUACUUUUUCAUCGUUGUUCAUGAGGAUCAAUGUUGA